Molecule: messenger RNA, 723 nt
Organism: Candidozyma duobushaemuli
Lineage: Eukaryota; Fungi; Ascomycota; Pichiomycetes; Serinales; Metschnikowiaceae
Exons: 1
Coding region: 1-723 (240 amino acids)
Molecular function (GO): hydrolase activity
Source: RefSeq, a predicted model, not a curated record
AUGGCUUCCAAUCCUCCAGGUGCUUGCUGUAUCGAGUCUAACUUCCACGAGGGUACACCUCUGGGUAGCCACCAAAAUGUCUUUGGCUUGGACACAUACGUGACCGGAUCUGAAAACUCCAAGAGAGUGAUCGUGAUCUUGACUGACAUUCACGGUCACAAGUUUAACAACACUCUUUUGGUUGCCGAUCAAUUGGCUAAGUUAGGCGGCUACAAGGUUUACAUUCCUGACAUUUUGGAGAACGACCCUGUUCCAGCCACCUACAGUGACCUUGGUCCAUGGUUGCAGAAGCAUUCUCCAGAGGUCACCAAGCCUAUCAUUGAAGGAUUCUUGAAACCAUUGCGUGAACAGAUUGGCUCCGAGACCUUCUUGGGUGUCAUUGGUUACUGUUACGGUGCCAAGUAUGCUAUCCAGCAGAUUGCAUCUGACGGAUAUGCCACUGCCGCAGCUGUGGCUCACCCCUCUUUCGUAACAAUUGAGGAGGUUGAGGCCAUUAAGAAGCCUCUUCUCAUUUCUGCUGCCGAGACCGACCCUAUUUUCCCUGUGGAGUUGAGACACCAAACCGAGGAGGCUUUGGCCAAGAUCAAGGCUAGAUACCAGCUUGAUUUGUUCUCUGGUGUUGUGCAUGGCUACGCUGUUAGGGGUGAUAUCAAGGACCCAGUGGUCAAAUAUGCUAUGACCAAGACCAUCUCCGAUCAGGUCCAGUGGUUUGCUCAAUUUUAG